CUCACGCUGUGAAGCAUUUUGGCGUUAAGCUUUAGCGAAAGACCACGCGGUAAAAUCAUGACCCCUUUCGGAGGACUGGGGCCUAGGCUUUGGCUUUCCCUCCUCGAUGAAAUACGUACCUUCGCCAAAUUGAAGACGUCAUCACCGAAGCUGUCCUCGACCUUGUUUGCUGGUCUUGCACGCAUUGAAAGCGCAGGGAUAUAAAGGAGCAAACCGUUCCAGCGCCCAAGCGUCGUUUUCACAAACAACAAGAAAGUUGCAUACCAUAUUCACCAUCAAAACACCGUCGAAAAAUCCACACAGUCAUUCAACGAUUUCAUCAGUACAUCCUCAUCCUGAUCAAGCAUGAGUUCCGAUAACUUGCUUUCCCCUAAAGCCGCCGAAAUCACUGCCCGCUUAACGGACCCGAAAGGAUACACGGGUACCCACAAGCAGCGCUUCGAUGAGGAGGGGCAUGGUCGUGGUAUGGCAGGCCGGAAAGACCUGGUCGAUUUUGACGGCAACACGACCUCGACGCACCGUAAGCACAGUCCGUAUGGAAGCGAUAACGAUUUGAGGGAGCGUAUCGAUAACGAGAAGCCUAUCGUGCGCUCACGGUCUCGCGAGUCCGACAUUGGCGUCACGGCGCGCAAGAUCAAAAUCUACGAGUAUGCUGAGAAGCACUCGACGGGCGAGGAUCUGGUGCUGAACAAGACGUACUCGAGCAUGGAUAAGCUCAAGGAACACACAGCAACGCUGAUCCCUCCAGGCUUGCCCAAGCUGCUCGUUGACCAAAGUCUCCAUGAAGUGCGCAACCUGGAUGAUUUCGAGAACGGAGGAAAGUACCUGGCUCUGACGCCUCAUGACCGCGCUCAUUUCAGUGAGGAGAGAGUGCCGACUGCCUUCAGAGAGUGAGGUGGGGUUGAUGCACAGAUUGAGAGAAGAAAGGAUGUGAAUAUGAUUUUGAUGGGGAGGGACUGGAGAUCGGGACCUGCGCAUCGAUUCUUUUGUAAUAGUUUUCUUUCUGGAAUGAACAUCUUAACAAAUGGCUGCAUUGACU
This is a messenger RNA of Fimicolochytrium jonesii, 1039 nucleotides long. RefSeq lists its product as uncharacterized. Gene Ontology annotation, biological process: intracellular signal transduction; microtubule polymerization. NCBI's taxonomy places the organism in Eukaryota, Fungi, Chytridiomycota, Chytridiomycetes, Spizellomycetales, Powellomycetaceae. Gene Ontology annotation, molecular function: tubulin binding. The transcript has 5 exons. The record is from RefSeq and is a predicted model, not a curated record. Bases 346 to 894 code for a protein of 182 amino acids.